CAGCAGCAGCCGGAGCCCUCCGUCCGGCCGUCACCAGAUCUAACAACAGAAUGGCGAUGCGCGGCGUCGAUUUCAAGUGGUACGACGGCUUCUUCCUCUCCAUGCUCGUCACCAGCGUAGUCAUCGUGUCCGUCAACUGGGGGAGGUACCGCCUCUGCGCCCACCCGCUCCACAUAUGGAUCGUCGUCGACUACACCGCCGUCUUCCUCUUCCGCCUCCUCAUGUUCCUCGACAACUGGCUCGCCGCUGGGAUGGGCCUGGAUCUUGGAUGGCAACAGAGAUAUACUCGUUUCUGUGGGAGGAUAGUUGUUUUGUCAGUUCUCGUACUUCUUCUCUACCCAUUUCUGUGGGUUUGGACUGUGAUAGGAACAUUGUGGUUCAACAGUGCAAGGAGAUGUUUGCCAGCGGAAGGGCAGAAAUGGGGCUUCCUGAUAUGGCUGCUCUUCAGUUACUGCGGGCUCUCAUGUAUUGCAUGUGUGGCUGUUGGAAAGUGGCUAAGCCGCAGGCACGCUCUCCAGCUGAGGGCACAGCAGGGGAUUCCAAUAUCUGAAUAUGGGGUCUUGGUUGACAUGAUUCGCGUACCCGACUGGGCAUUUGAGGCAGUAGGCCUGGAACUGCGAGGAAUGGGCCAAGACACGGCGUACCAUCCCGGCCUCUACCUAACAACCGCCCAGAGGGAAGCUGUGGAGGCUCUGAUCCAGGAGCUCCCCAAGUUCAUGCUGAAGGCCGUCCCGACGGACUGCAGCGAGUGCCCGAUCUGCCUGGAGGAGUUCCGCGUGGGCAGCGAGGUGCGCGGCCUCCCGUGCGCCCACAACUUCCACGUGGCGUGCAUCGACCAGUGGCUGCGGCUGAACGUGAAGUGCCCGCGCUGCCGCUGCUCCGUGUUCCCCAACCUGGACCUCAGCGCGCUCAACGGGAUCCGCGCCAGCAGCGAGCAGGACCGUCCGUCUGGCAGCGAGGUGACCACGACUGCGGCAGCAAGCCGGUACGUGCCGGCGGCGGGGCAGAGCUACCUGGUGCGGCUGCAGGGCCUGCUGCCCCGGCCGGUGGUGGUCGGGCAUGGGAGUGACGAUGACGACGUGGAGAGCGGGGAGCGGCGUGGUGGUGGCGGCGCAUGGAAUUCAUCCCAUCCAUUCAUAGAGUUGUGCGUUGGUGAUGGAAAGGAGAAGGAAAAGAAAAAAGGAUCAAACUUAUUGUGUGUGUGGAAGGCAGUCCUGAAGCAAAAUCAAGACGAAGACGACGACUCUCUCCAUCCUCAUCAUCGAUCAAAUCAGGGCAGGGAGGAUCCCCCAUCCGUCGGGAUGGACUCCAACGGCAACGCCAAUCCGCCGCCGCCGCCGCAAGCAGAUGCCGGAGGGGACGGCGACAAGGCGUUGGCCUUCGACGCGCCGCAGCCGCCGCCGCCGCAGCCGGUGAGGGAGGACUACGUCCAGAACGCCGUCAAGUUCCUCUCCCACCCCAAGGUCAGGGGCUCCGCCGUCGUCUACCGCAGAUCCUUCCUCCAGAACAAGGGCCUCACCAGCGACGAGAUCGACGAGGCCUUCCGACGAGUACCCGAUCCGCAGCCCACCGCUGCUUCGCCGCCGACCCAGACCCAGACCCAGCCUCCUCCUGCGGCCGCCGCCGCGCCUCUGCAGACUUACGCGCGGCCGCCACAGUCAGCAAUCGUUGUCGCUCAGCAGCAUCCCAGGUUCACCUGGUACCGCGCCUUCGUCGCCGCGGGCCUCUUGCUCGGCUUCGGAGCCAGCGCGGCCGUCUUCAUCAAGAAACUGUUCCUCCCGAGGCUCAAGUCGUGGAUCCGCAAGGUCGUCGCUGAAGCCCAGGAGACCGCCGAGCUCAAGUCCAAGAUCGACGACGAGACCAAGGAGGCAGUCAGGGCUUCCUCCGAGGCCGUCUCUGCUAUCGCCAAGACCAACCAGGAGUUGCUUGCUUCAAAGGAUGAAGAAAAGAAGAUACUCGUGACUCUGACGCAUGCGCUGGAUUCCCAAGCAAAAGUGCUGAAAUCGUUGAGCGAGUCGUUGAGUCAUAGCAGGGACUCCUCCGUCAAUGUUACCAGGGAGGAUAGGUUUGCGCACUACCGCCCACUGGAAGAUCAUGCUGUGAGGAAUGGGCCUGUUAACACUCCAUGGAGACCUCCUCAGCAACCUAAUAUGUAUGGUGUGCCAAACGGUGACUUUGGUUCAGGAAGGCCAUCUUUUGCGCCAGCACCUACUGAACCUACAUCUGGAGCAUUUUCAAGAUCUUAUGUUGAGCAGACAGUGCAGCGAGCGGAUAGGUCUUCUGGGAGUAAGCAGCCAUGGGAGAUGCCGCAGUACACACAGCCAAAGCUUGGCUAUGGAUCCAACACCCACUUGAGCGAGGAUGGAUCAUACUCCGAGGCUCAGGAGAAUUACGGCCCUUCCUACCACCAGAACGGAAAGGCCCCUGAUUUCCAAACGGAGGAGCCCAGGCCGUUGACAUACAGUACUGGGGCUGAGGAAAGGCCACCGCCUCAGCGCCGCUGGGUUCCUCCUCAGCCUCCAGGCGUCGCCAUGCCAGAAGCCGCGGCUGCCAUACGUCAACCAAAGUCCCUUACAAAGCAACCGUCGAGCGACAUGUCCGAGGCAGCUGGUGAGAUGCAGGUGAAUGGUGCCCAGAGUUCGUCUUCUGUUGCUGCUGAGGUGCCAGUUAAUGGCAGCGCCAUAAGUGAUGCUGGACGUGGCGAGAUCGAAGAACAGGUGGAAGCCAUCUAAGUAGCAGGUGGGCCAACAAACGACGCAAAGCAGUCUGUCUGAUGUCCUAAACGAGAUUGUAGUUUGUCUUGCAGUUUGUCAUAAGCUUGUGAACAUAUUUGGAUUGCUGCUACGGCUAUGGGGUGGCUAAAGAUGGAAUAAAAUGAAUCACACUUAAAUCUUAUUAUGUGCUUUUGAGUUUAGACUGUAUAUUACUACUCUAUACACAAAAAAAGAACAAAUUAUUA
Molecule: messenger RNA, 2959 nt
Organism: Lolium rigidum
Lineage: Eukaryota; Viridiplantae; Streptophyta; Magnoliopsida; Poales; Poaceae
Exons: 19
Coding region: 51-2732 (893 amino acids)
Biological process (GO): sugar mediated signaling pathway
Molecular function (GO): ubiquitin-protein transferase activity
Source: RefSeq, a predicted model, not a curated record